Empidonax traillii (willow flycatcher) is the source of this 1077-nucleotide messenger RNA. Its product is annotated as ribosomal protein S6 kinase alpha-2-like. The coding region runs from base 465 to 809 and encodes 114 amino acids. Gene Ontology annotation, biological process: protein phosphorylation. The transcript has 3 exons. Gene Ontology annotation, molecular function: ribosomal protein S6 kinase activity; ATP binding. Lineage: Eukaryota; Metazoa; Chordata; Aves; Passeriformes; Tyrannidae. The record is from RefSeq and is a predicted model, not a curated record.
GGAAAUUGAAAGAGCCUGACUGAGAGGAGAGGGAGUGCAAAAGCAAUAGACACAUCUAGUAUUUGUCUCAAACCUGCUACGCCUGGGACGCAGGAGCUGUCAUCUGCCGGCGCUGAUUCUGCGUGCAGCCAGAGCGGAGCCUGAUUGGGUGUAGUAGGACCUAAGGCAAGGGGGAGAGGCAGCGGGGAGAGAGUUGGGCUCGCCUCACCGAAAUGUAAACAGUGGGAAGCGAGUCGGGAGUAUAACGCCUUUAUGCUCCGAGCAGCGAGCAUCUGGCUCUGGGCUCCCAUGGCUCCGGCAGCGUACCUCUUGCAGGUCUCGCUCUGCCUGUCUUGAUGAACAGAAGCAGACCCUUCGGAGGAUCUCCUGCCUGUGGAUAUAAAUAGGGGGCAAUCGGGAUGCGCUAGCUUUCGCCGCCGGCGCCGCAGCUCCUUCGUGCUCCGCGCCGCAGCUGGGACAGGGCAAUGGACAUGAAUAUGAAGAAGUUCACAGUGCGUCGGUUCUUCUCAGUCUAUCUCCGCAAGAAGUCUCGGUCAAAGAGCUCGAGCCUAAGUAGAUUUGAGGAAGAAGGUAUCGUGAAGGAAAUAGACAUCAGUCAUCAUGUCAAGGAAGGUUUUGAAAAAGCAGAUCCUUCUCAGUUUGAGCUGCUGAAAGUAUUAGGACAAGGUUCAUAUGGGAAGGUAUUUUUAGUAAGGAAGAUCAAAGGAUCUGAUGCAGGCCAGCUUUAUGCCAUGAAGGUACUUAAGAAGGCAACUCUGAAAGGUAAGAGUUGGGACAGUGGCUGCAGUCUCUAUUUCCAUGCUACUUAGUAAUUACUUUUUCUUGCCAUUUUUUGCAUCUCUGCUGCUUUAUGGUAUAUGAGUGCAUAAAUAUGUCUCUGCUAUCCUCUGUAGCAAAUGUUCUAAAAAACACACAAAAAAAUAUAUUACCUAUAAAGUGUGGGAGAAGGAAAACAAGUGUUUGGAGUUUCCCAGCUGCAAGCUUUCUUCAUUUUCUUAGUGUUAUUUAUAGGACUUCUACUGGGUAUACGUUAAUUUGUAAUGCAGUGUCAGUGUCUUUCUGUUGCUGAAGUAAAUA